UCCCUCCCCCCACCUUUCUCUCUCUCUCUCUCUCGAUCGAUCGAUUUCCAUAACGGUCACAAUGGAUCUAGAGAAGAAGAUGAACGGUCGGCCAAAACCGAUAUUAGCCGGCGUCGAUUACCCCACCGGAACUGAGGAUCUUCUUCAGUUAUCGUUAUCUUCUCCGGCUUGCCGAGAUGUCAACUACAGCUGUGGUUCCUGUGGCUACAACUUAAAUCUAAAUUCCUGCAAUCGCAACACCUCAGUAAUCGGAGCUAAAUAUGGGAAAUCAAUAAAGAAAGGGAUUAUUUCAUUCUUUUCCAUUGAUGAGAGCAGAUUCUCUCAGAUUGACGAGCUUCAAUUCAUGCCCUUCUUCACCUCCAAGCGAUUUUGGGGUUUGUUUCGACAAAGAACCAAGCUGCUUUGCCGUAAAUGUGGUAGCUUGAUUGGAAUAGCUUACAGUGAGAAUAGUAAUUUCUACACUGUCAAAACGGGUAAGCAGGAUCUAACAUCAUGGGAUGGAAUCUCUGGUCAUAAAACUUACGAUAUCAAAAUCCAUGCUUUGCAGCCUUCAUUUUCUAGGGAUUCUGGUAUUUUCAUGUGAUGUCCUUAUAAAUUAAUCAACAAGAUAGAACCAGAGACUCAAGUGUUCUUAUGAAGAGAGCCACAAUUCAUUGUCUGGAGGAUUCAUCCUCAUCAUGCUUUGGCUGAAAUUGAUUUAAACUGAAGUGACAUUGGCUCUCUAGGAAAUUCAUCAUUAGUUGGAACUUUUAUAAAAGUCUCAGAUGUAUCCUAUAAAUACUCACCUAGUAAAUUUUUGUGUCAUGUGAUUUAUUUGUCUAAUUUACUUAGUAUAAUUGUCGACGUUGUACACCUAAUGAGAUUAAGGCUUGCAAUUGUUGUUGUUGAGUUAAUUUACCAUCAAAAUAAUAGGCCAAGUACCUGUAUUGCGAGCUCCUAGGGGCAUUCAAGUUGAGCUGUUAUGUAAUUUUCUUGUAAGAAGCCUUUGUUUAAAAUUCUGUGUUGUGAUCUUAUUCACAUUGCUCUGCUUCUCCAACUAAAUGUAAACCAAACCAUUAUUCCAGUGAAUUAGAC
This is a messenger RNA of Diospyros lotus (date-plum), 1074 nucleotides long. RefSeq lists its product as uncharacterized. Bases 62 to 583 code for a protein of 173 amino acids. The record is from RefSeq and is a predicted model, not a curated record. The transcript is spliced from 2 exons. NCBI's taxonomy places the organism in Eukaryota, Viridiplantae, Streptophyta, Magnoliopsida, Ericales, Ebenaceae.